UGCUGUGAAUUGCCUGUCGAGGGAGUUACCUGUUUCUAAAGUCUCACUUCUGAUUACUUUGUUUGUGUGUGUGCUUAUUUAUAACUACUUUUGUAGUAGUAGUUGCUGUGGUAGUUGUAAUGGCGGUAGUAGUAGUAGUAGUCGUAGUAGUAGUAGUAGUAAAAGCAGUUCAACGAAAUUUAAAACUUGUUGUCUUACUGACUCGUAAGCUGAUUCUCGCGCGACUACCCGCGCUUUCUUUUUCUUUCAAUAUCAUUACUGUGAAAUAAAGUAACAGAGUACUUAUUACCAGUACUUAAUUGUUUUUUAUCGUUAUAAAAGUUUUAAAAGUGUAAGGACCAAUAAAUUUGAAUAAAAUUAUUUUUGGGGUAAAAAAAAUGAGUCAGACAUUUGGAGAGGGAUUUUGGGCAACUGUUGAAUUACUUGUGGGCAACAUUAAGGACAGUGGGACGGUGAGCCCUUUUAAUGAUGACAUUGAGGAUUGGCUGGACACGAUGGCGCAUAAAGUUAAGCAGCAGCGGGAACGUGCGAGAAGAAAACAGAAAUUUAAAUCGAAUUUUAGUGAAAGUGAUGACAGUAGUAGUUUUGGCUAUGGCUCGUCGAUUGACUGCAGCUUCAGCAGUCCGCAGGUCAGGUCUCGGCUGGAAUUGUUGAUGGGAAGUAAUGUGGUGCGAUUGACUGAUCGUAAGUAUAUGCUCAGACUGAUGGCUAAAUUACGACAGGAUUUUGAGAGCAAACAACUCAAUCGCAUUGAAGAGAGAAAGAAUAAUGAGCUGAUGCGGACGAAAAUGAUGAUAUUGAAUCGUUUGAUAUCAGUGAAUGAAGCUCCUGCAGAAAUACGUCAGUAUCCAUUAUUCCAAUUGUAUCUCUACUGUGACGCGAUAGUAGAACAGAAACGUAACAAGCAUUCAUCCAAAAAGCGUAAAAUAGCAUCGUCUUUGUACCACAUUCUCUAUCCAGACGAAAAUUCCGAUAAAAACUCGGAUGAAGAUGACAAAGAAAUUUAUAUGAAACGUGUUUACGUCGACGGUAUUCCUGAAUUGGUACCGCUGAGUGAAGAGGAAGUUUUGGAAGCUAAACAUGAAUUGGAAGCCGUAAAAGAUAUUGAAGACGGUUACACAUUGACGCAAAAGGACUACGAUCGGCUUCAUUACGAAACCGAUGCAAUAAAAGAACUUCGUAAGACUCAGAAAGUAGAAGAAAUGUACGCGAAGGCUCAUGAUAUUCUUGGUAUUCUGUAUUCGUACGUGGACAUACGUACCGAAGUUAAUAAAGUGUCAAGCUCGUCAGCAACCAUAAACCAAUUAGACGACACCCGGAGUAAACAGAAACAUCAAGAUUAAAUUAGCAGUGUCAUUAAUUAAUCAAAUUAAAUAAAAUUUACGCAAUGGAAAAAUUUUGAAAAAAAUUCGAGGCGGCGGUAAACUGGCCCAGAAUUUUUAAAAAAUUUUUUGUAUUUUUUUACUUUUUACAAAGAGUGGGUAAGAUGGUCAGCAGAAAAUUUUUUGUGAAAAAUUUCUUUUACGAAAUUUAAUGGUUAAUUUUGUUUUUAAUUUUAAGAGACUCCUGUAAAAAAUUAAUGUAAUUUUAAUUAAACGAUUGGAAAAUAUUUACAAUUGAUUUAUUUUGCAAAAAAAAAUUUGAAUGACCAUUUUAUCUCAGCUGAUUAAUUUUAUCCAUUUUUUAACAAAAAAGAAAUUUUUUUUUUAAAUUCUUGGAACCUCCGUCUCUCCCUCGGACACGGAUUUUAUGGGGGUUCAUUUUACCCCAGUUUUGAGUUAAAAUCGUAUUUUAUAUAUUUUUCGAUUUUGUUAUAUAUUGUACGCAAUUAAAUCAACAGGUUUAAACCAAUAAAUAUAUAUAUAUAUACAAUUAAAUUAAUUUAUGAUUUUAAUAAAAGUUACCUAUAAGUAUAUAUAUAUAUUUGAGAAAUAAAAUAAUUAAAGUGAUAACGUUAUCACAAUUAUUAUAAAUUAAUUGAAACGUCGGCGUGAUUGUCGCGGAUAGGAACAGUACGCCAAUUACCGCCCAGCAGUUAUAAUAAGCAAAAUACCGUAGGUGUAAAUGAUGUACAGUUCAAAUAAAUCAUAUUCAUAUUUUAUAUUCAAUUUCAUAUCUUCUAUGAUAAUUUUAAAACGAAUAUCAAUUUAAUAAUAAUGAUAAUAAUAUCAAUCAAUGAUUCAUAUGUUAAGCUGUCAUGUUAAUUUAUCGACAAUUCUAUGUAUUGAUGUAAUAAAAAUAAUAGUGAUUUACAAAAUUUUAAAUCGCUCUGGAAAAUAAUUGUUGCGUUAAUUUAUUCAAUAC
This is a messenger RNA of Microplitis mediator, 2304 nucleotides long. RefSeq lists its product as uncharacterized. The record is from RefSeq and is a predicted model, not a curated record. The transcript has 6 exons. Lineage: Eukaryota; Metazoa; Arthropoda; Insecta; Hymenoptera; Braconidae. The coding region runs from base 378 to 1343 and encodes 321 amino acids.